CAUUGUUCUUAGAGCGAGCAGCUCGUCCCUCGAAUAAACGAAGUAUUUGCCACUCUCCUGGGUAUAAAAAGACUCCAUAUCCAUAGGAUAUACGAAAAUACACACUAAACAUACACUAUAUAAAAGAAAAAGAAAGAAAAAUUGUAAUAGGCAACGCGAACACAGAGCUUAUAAUACACUUAUAAGAAAUAAAAAACGUUUUAAAAAUAAAUAUUUUGGGAAAAUUGGGAGGUUCUCCUGUGACCAGAACAGUAAAACUGGAACCACUGGUUUCAUAUUCUUUUUAUAGUAUUAAUAAAUGGUGAUACGAUUGCUUAACUUUCUGUUUCCUCUCAGUUCAUGUUAAGUUUCAGUUUCCCAGAACUGAUCUGAAUGAAAACUGACCUGAUCUGAACUGAAUCGAAACUGAUCUGAAAUAAAACUGAUCUGAAGCUGAACUGAUCUCAGAUCUCAGAUCCGCUGCUGCACGAAACACUUCAUCUUCAUCUUCAUCACCACAGCUAUGGGAGUACGCGGACUGAAAAGCUUCAUCGAGAAGAAUGAUCUGUUGGAGCAUCGUUUGUUUAGAGACAGCAAGGUCAUCAUCGAUGGAGCAAACUUCUGCCACGCCCUGUACCAUGAUAAUGGGCUCGACCAAAUACACGGUGGAGAUUAUGAUGCGUUCAUGGACGUCAUCACACAGUUUUUUAAAAACCUUGACCAGUGUAAUAUAAAGCCCUAUGUCGUAUUUGAUGGAGGGAAUGACAGCAGUGAUAAAAAAUUAGAAACCUUGAUUCAACGAUCCCAAGACAGAAUCGAAAAAGCCAACGCUGUGUCCAGAGGCCAGGAAGGAACAGUGCUACCCAUCCUUGUGGAAGAGGUGUUUCAGCAAACCCUGCAGAAACUCGGCGUUCCCUCCAUCCAGUGUCUUGCAGAGGCGGAUUGGGAACUGGCUGCUUUGGCCAACGAGUGGAACUGUCCUGUUCUGUCCAACGACAGUGAUUUUUACAUAUUUAACAUCAGAGGUGGUGUUCUGCCCAUCAAUCACUUCCAGUGGAAGAACAUAACAAACACCACACAAAGUUACAUCCCUGCCAUGUGGUUUUGUUGUUCAAAUCUCCGUUCUGUUUAUAAUAACAUGAACGAGUCUCUGCUUCCUCUUUUCUCCACCAUCUUGGGCAACGACUACUCUAACCUAGAGAGGGGUUUGUUUCCAAAUUGGGCCAAGUUCUCAACCAAAUCUGGAGGAGCUGGCAAUAUUGAUGGGUUGCUCAUAUGGCUGUCUCGUUUCUCCAACCCAGAAGACGCCAUCAAAGCCCUUCUGAGCCAAAAAGAUAAAACAAAAUCGGCCAGAAUUCGUACAGAGCUUUAUCAGGGAAUGCAGGAGUACCGACUCGAUUCCAGCUCUAUUAAGAAGUUCUUUAUAAGUGGAGAACCUCAGAGCAGACCUCCAGGUCCCUUACAGAGCUUACCAGACUGGAUGCUGAAACCUUUUGCAGAUGGAAAAUUAGGCUCUUCGAUCGUCAACGUCCUGAUACUGAAGCGCAUCAGGCUGAAGUACCAGGUGGAGAAUUAUGAUCUGGACAGCAGUAAUAAAGUGUCUCUGCUCCCACGCCGUGUGAUGUAUGGUGUACUGCUUUGUGCGAGGAGGCAGGACGGUAGUGAAGCCAGCAUGUCUGCUGCAGAGACGGUGGAGGAACACGACAGACAAAAACUGCAGCUGACCAGGACCCGGGUUCCUGCUGAGCUACCGAGGUGUGCAGUAUCACACCUUUACCUGGACACACUGUGGGAGGCGCCGCAUGGUUUGCGUCUGCAGGUUCUGCUGAAGUCUUUGAAUGUUUCUUCGAUCACGGAUUCCUACUGCAUCCCUGAGAAUCUGCAGCUACCCGUGUACAUCACCACCUUUUGGCGAAACCAGGCGCGACCUAGAGCAGAAAUCUUCUGGGCUUUACUGAUCGGCCUGGUGUACGGAGAACUGCGUAGAGAGGGUGCAGUGAUUCAGAGACUUGAAAAACUUGAAGCCCUAAAGGUCCAGAAGAGUGCGAGGACUGUAGAUCUGGAGUUAGCUCACGCCUACAGUCAGUGGCGGUGCUGUCUGAGGGACGGUUACGGUCUGAACCAGCUACUGAAUAAUCCAGUACCUGAACCAGAAUUAUCAAGGUUGUACUGUGGUCCACUGGUGCACGGCGUGGCUCAUGAGCUGAUGAGGGGUGUUAAACCCAAAUCUCUUCUCUCCAAAACCCCUCAUGCUGUGGAGCUUUACCAAAAACUCCAGGCAGCAUCGCAGCGUGAGCUGGACCGUGACCUGGACGGUGACCUGAGCGAACAGAUGAGGCACCUGAUGAACUAAGGAGAAAAACGGCGGAGACCGCGGUGUCAGUAAAAUGUUUUAGAUUUUAAUGUAGAUUUUAAUUUAGUACUGUAAUAUCAUGAUAAAUUACUUUUAUACUUUAUAUUUUUCUUCCUUUUAUAAUUAAUUAUCCUGCAUUUGGACGAUAAUCAGCGGUCAACCAGUGACAGAAAUCUGCAUUUUACAUUAACAGUGUCUAUAGAUUCACUCAUGCAUCAAGUGCUUCAUUACUUUUGAAAGAAAUGUCAAUAAUUAAUUGAUUUUUUAACUAGCUCACUAGUUGAUGUAAGAUGAAGUCAGGACGUGUGAUCUCAAAUUAUAGGACACUUUUCUCAUAUAUACGUCUAGAGAACAAUAAAAAAAAAUUCCGCAUAUCCCAGCCGGUUUGGUAGCUGUACUGCCGCCCUGAAGCCAAAAGAAUUAAGGACCUUGUUCAAGGGCCCAACAGUGAUUGAAAUUCGAAUCCACAACCUUUCCAUUGGUAGCCCAAUGCUGUACCCACUAGGCUCCCACUGUUUAUAGACUCACUUUUAAUCAUGGUUUAAAAUUAAGUGAAAAACUAACUAUCUCCACCAUUAUUUAUAAUAUUAGAUUAAUAAAAGUUAACCUGACGAGGUUCCAGUAUUUCAGGAUGAUGUGGCCCCCAGGCUUCAUGUUCUCCUGAUCAUUAGGUUUGAAUACCAUAAAAACUCUACAGAACAUUCUGGGGGUCUGGAGGGGUGCAGAAUUUAACAAAGUGAAUUUAAAGAGAUUUUAAGAUCUUAAAUGAUUUGCUCUGGACUAGAUGGACCAUCGUGUGCUGAUGGUGGUGACCACAAUACAGUCCAGCAGAUGGAGCCAAAUACCUGCAGGUGUAAAACAAUAAGCGCUCCAUGAGAACCUCCAGGUUAAAGGAGGUCAAACUGACCGCUCUGUGAAUGUUUAGAUGUUACUUGCUCUUAUUUGUUUUUAAAAGUUUUUUAUAUCUGUCUACAAAUUCAAUGCAUGAAUAGAUUUAUCACUGUUAAAAAAACAAUAUGCUUUUAAUAAUUGUUGUUUAAUCUAAUCAAAUAUCACACAUCUAAAACUACAUUGAUGUUAUGGAAUAUAUAGAUAUGGUGGAAUGUUUUGUGCUCAUAAUAAAUAAAUAAAUAAAAAUG
Trichomycterus rosablanca is the source of this 3471-nucleotide messenger RNA. Its product is annotated as protein asteroid homolog 1-like. NCBI's taxonomy places the organism in Eukaryota, Metazoa, Chordata, Actinopteri, Siluriformes, Trichomycteridae. The transcript is spliced from 5 exons. The record is from RefSeq and is a predicted model, not a curated record. Gene Ontology annotation, molecular function: nuclease activity. The coding region runs from base 503 to 2332 and encodes 609 amino acids.